CUCCUACCCCGGUCACGCCGUCUAAGAAACAGAAGGAACCGAACUCCCAACCAUUUCCGGAUCCAUCCCUCUGUCGUCGCCUCGCUGGAUCACUUCAAUACCUCCCCAUCACAAGACUGGAUAUCGCCUUCGCAACGAACUGGAUCUGUCAACAUAUGCAGUCUCCAACCGAACAAGACUUUAAGGCACUCAAACGUCUUCUUCACUACAUCAAAGGCACCCUAUCAUUCGGACUACCUAUCGUCGCUGGCUCGCUGGAACUACGCACUUAUUCAGAUGCGAACUGGGCAUCCGACACCAGCGACCAAAAGUCGGUUUCGGGUUUCUGCACCUUCCUCGGUCCCAACCUUAUUUCUUGGACGGUGAAAAAUAAGGCGACCGUAGCUAAAUUCUCCACCGAAGCUGAGUACAGAUAUCUCUCCGCUGCCGCAUCGGACGUGAUAUGGCUUUGUCGACUAGCCACCGAACUCAAUCUCUCUCAGCCAUCACCGACAAUCAUUCACUGCGAUAGCACAUCAGCUAUGGCCAUUGCCAAAAAACCUGGUGUUUCAUGCAAGAACAAAGCAUAUCGAGAUUGA
Molecule: messenger RNA, 578 nt
Organism: Dendrobium catenatum
Lineage: Eukaryota; Viridiplantae; Streptophyta; Magnoliopsida; Asparagales; Orchidaceae
Exons: 1
Source: RefSeq, a predicted model, not a curated record